UGUGUGUGUGUGUGUGUGUGUGUGUGUGUGUGUGUGUGUGUGUGUGCAGCAUGCGGGACGGUGGGCCAGGCUGACCUGGUGUGUGUGUGUGUGUGUGUGUGUGUGUGUGUGUGUGUGUGUGUGUGUGCAGCAUGCGGGACGGUGGGCCAGGCUGACCUGGUGUUCCUGGUGGACGAGUCGUGGGGCGUGGGCCAGAGCGGCUUCAGCAGCAUCCAGGCCUUCAUCGCCUCCGUCCUCGCCUCCUUCAGGGACAGCCCGGUGGGGCCCGACGGCGUCCGCUUCGGGGUCACCAUCUACGGGGACGUGGCCAGGAUGCCCAUCGCUCUGACCGACCACGGCUCAUUGGACGAGGUGCUGAGAGCCCUCAGAGACCUCCCCUAUAAGGGCGGAGCCAGCAGGACUGGUGACGCCCUCAACUUCCUGGUCAACUACGUCUUCAGCCCCGAGAUCGCCAGGGACAACACCCCAGGGUGAGAUGGCCCUAUUGCCGUUUUAAUCACAAACGACCGUUCUGACGACCCUGUGGAGGACGCUGCCAGAGCGGUCAGCGACCACGGGCAUCUCUCUCUACGCCACUGGGUGACUCUCACUGCCGUGGGUGUCCGGGCAGCCGACCAAUCCCAGCUGAGGAGGAUCGUGACGGAGCCGUGGGAGGAGCACCUCCUGAUGGCUGCAGACUUCUCCUCCCUGGAGGCCCUGCUGCCCAAGCUGAGCCGCCGGCUCUGUGUCACCGCGUCGGAACCGCCCCGGCCGCUGCGCAGCGCCCCCGCUGAGGAGCAGCGGGUGGUGGGUCCCAGGGACCUCCAUGUCAGUGAGCUGGCCUACAGCUCCCUGAGGCUGACGUGGAGCUCUGCCACCGGGGAUGUGACCGGCUACCGCCUGCUGGUCACUCCCGUCACCCCCAAGGGCCUGCAGGACCCCUCCCAGCAGAGACAGAUCGACCUGAAGGGCGACGUUACCACGGUGAUGGUGACCGAGCUGGGUCCUCAGAAGGACUACGCCCUGACUCUGUACGCCGUCUACCCUAACCUGCCCGGAGACAGCGCAGAGGUCACCGUGCAGACACCUGCUCUCCCCCAGGUGUUAAACUUCCGUGUGAUCGACGAGGGUCUGUUCUCCCUGCGGACCGCCUGGACGCCCCCUGGGAAGCUCAGCGGCUUCAAGAUCUUCAUCCCCAGGACCAACCGACCGGGCCUGACCUAUGAGAGCCUUCUCCCUGGCGACGCCUCCACCCAUGUGAUUGACAGCUUGGAAGAAGAUAAAAAGUACACCGUCACUAUCUAUGCUGUGUACCCCGAGGGCCCCAGCGAACCAGUCUCCAUAGUGGGCCAAACGCUGAAACUGGUUUCCGUGGAGCAGCUGCUGGUCCAGAACGCCACGACGGACACGCUGCAGGCUCGGUGGUCGGCGGUGAAGGGGGCCACCGGGUACCGGCUCACCUGGGUGUCCGCAGAUGGCGACAUAGAGAACAUCAACCUGGCAGAGAGCUACAGGUUCUACAUGAUCCAGGGGCUCCGGACGGGGUCAGAGUACAUCGUCACCAUCAACCCCAUCUUCGUGGACAUAGAGGGCCCGGUCACCAGCAGCAAGGCCAAGACACUGGAGAGUGGUGCGGUCCAGUCCCUGAAGGUGGCAGCAGUGAACACCAACAGUGCUGUGGUGUCAUGGAACAGAGUCCCCGGGGCCACGGGCUACAGACUGGCCUGGGGGCCCACACAUGAGUUCACGGGUCGGGACCGGCCCCGGCAGCUGGCGCUGAACAGCAGCACCACCGAGUACCACCUGAGGAACGUGGUGUACGACACAGAGUACGUCCUGUCCCUCUACGUGCUGUUCGGCACCGUGGUGGGACCUGGCAUCACUGCCACCUUCCGCACCUCCCCCCUCGGAUACGUGUCCAACUUCGAGGUGGUCUCCUACACCAGCACCUCCAUCGACGUGGAGUGGAGUCCCAUCGUGGGCGCCACUGAGUAUAAAGUCACCUGGAAGACAGAUGAUGGUACCAGCCCCCAGUCCCGGUACCUGGAGAAGAGUGUCCUGUUUCAGCGCGUUGAAGGCCUGAGGCCCGGGACGGCCUACACAGUCAGCAUCCACGCCGUCUACGGCAACACGGAGGGGCCAGAGAUAUCCCUGUCCCAAUUCACAGCCGCGCUCUCGGGGUCGGAGCUGAUCCAGACCGUGAGGGAGGUGAAGGUGGUGGACAUCGAGGUCAACUCCAUCAGCCUGUCCUGGAGGGCCACCCACGGGGUGACGGGCUACAAGGUCUCCUGGAGCCACUUCCAGGGGGGCGGUGUGAAGUCCCAGCUUGUGCCAGCCCCUGCCACCACCUUCACCAUCCCCGACCUGCAGGGCAGCUCGGCCUAUAAGAUCCAGGUGUCCUCCAUGUUGGGCAGCAGGGAGGGGAGCCCGGCACUGGUCACCGCUCGCACACUGGACCUGCCCAAGGUGAACGGCUUCACAGCGCUCAACACCACGGACAGCGGCACGCUGCUCAGCUGGGCCAGCGUGGCCGGGGCCUCGGGGUACCUGCUGUCAUGGAGGCACAUCUCAGAGCUGGACACCAAGACGGAGACCCUGGGCCUGGCCACCUCCUACAAGGUGCUGGACCUUCUGUACGGCCGGACCUACAUCUUCACCAUCAGACCUCUGUACGGGGAGGUGGAGGGCCCCGUCACCACCGUCUACCAGAGGAUACUGGCUCCGGAACCUCCCCUGGUACCAGUCCGGCCAGUAGCUCCUCCCCUGGUACCAGUCCGGCCAGUAGCUCCUCCCCUGGUUCCAGUCCGGCCAGUAGCUCCUCCCCUGGUACCAGUCCGGCCAGUAGCUCCUCCCCUGGUACCAGUCCAGCCAGUAGCUCCACCCUCAUCUCGCCUCGACCCCGCCUCCCCUCCCGUGGCCGUCGCCGUACCCACGGGGGAUCGAGGAACCCCCAAGAGCAGCCCCACCCCCGCCAGGACCCUGACCAGCGUGGUUACCAUGGCAGCCGUCACUCCCACCAGCCCCCCCCCAGUGCCCAAAGCAGAGACAACGCCCCCUGCUGGGCCAGCGUGCGGUAAGGUCAAAGCCGACAUUGUGUUCUUGGUGGAUGAGUCGUCCAGCAUCAGCGCAAACAACUUUGACAAAAUCAAGGACUUUCUCUUCAGAGCAGCCACGUACUUCCCUAUCAUUGGUCCUCAGGGCACUCAGUUUGCCUUAGUUCCCUUCAGCAACGAGCCGCGGAUAGAAUUCCGUCUGAACGCCUUCAAGGACCGAAACUCUCUGCUCAGAGCCAUCCGAGCACUGCGCUAUGGUGGAGGGAACACCAGAACAGGGCAGAGCAUGGGCUUCGUGCUGGAGGACGUGUUCCAGGAGGCCCAGGGGAUGAGGCAGGACGUGGCCCACGUCAUGGUGCUGAUCACGGACGGCCGGGCCCAGGACGACGUGCUGCCCCCCUCCAGGAUGGCACGCGCUCUGGGCGUCAGUAUUCUGGCGGUGGGGGUGGCUAACGCAGACCUGGAGGAGCUGAAGCUGAUCGCCGCCCCCACCAGCUACAAGAACAUCUUCUUCUCCCCCACCUUUGAGGACUUUCCCUCGGUGGAGCGGGAGUUCAUCCACAGCCUGUGCAGCGAGGCGCUGCUGUCUGAGUACCAGCUGGCGGACCAGUCCUCCCAGCUAGACCCUCCCACUGGGGACGCCGAGGAGCUGAAGGAACCAGAGGGACCUUCAUGUCUGUCCAAGUGUAUGAAGGGACAGAAAGGUGAAAAGGGAACUGGCUCUGGUCUUGGAGGAUUGAGAUUUCAACAAACCCCUGGAAGGCCAGAUCCCUUUGCUCCAUCCAAAGGGGACAGAGGGGAGAAGGGGCCUUCCGGAACAGAUGGUAUUCCUGGGUUGCCGGGGAGACCGGGAAGGUCUGGACCUCCCGGUUCUGCCGGCCAGCGGGGUGGCCAAGGUGUUCCCGGGGACAUGGGCCCUCCUGGAAACACAGGGUCCAAGGGCCAGAGGGGAGAGAGGGGCGACCCGGGAUACGUGAUCGGGGGCACGGAGGCCGGCUACGUCCCGGGACGGAAAGGAGAACCCGGUUCCUCUGGCCCCCAGGGGCCUGCGGGGGUGCCGGGGGUGUCUGGAGCGCCAGGCCGGCCGGGACAGGAGGGCCUCGCUGGGCCCCCGGGGACAUCCAUCAAGGGUGACACAGGAGAGCCUGGGGCUAAAGGUCUGCGGGGGAAGACGGGGCAGAAGGGAGACCCGGGAGAUCAGGGAAGAGAUGGAACGGCGGGACUGCCCGGUCCGAUCGGGAUAGACGGAGUGCCUGGGUCCCCCGGGGACGAGGGACAAAAGGGUGAACAAGGAAUAGGAAUCCAAGGAGUACAAGGCCCGCGUGGAUUAGCUGGAGAAAAGGGUAACAUCGGAUUCUCAGGACCAAUGGGACCCAAGGGGGCCACCGGCGACCAGGGCAUCCAAGGAGUCACCGGUCUUCGGGGGAAAAAGGGGUUCAAAGGAGAGCAGGGUGAAAAGGGGGACGGAGGCGAGAGGGGCCUGGUCGGUCCUCAGGGGCCUCUCGGGCAGAAAGGAGACCACGGACACAAAGGAGACGAGGGGCUCCGGGGGUCACCUGGGGACCCCGCUAAGGGGAUACUCGGUCCGACGGGGAAGAAAGGAGCCAGGGGGGACGUGGGCCCGGUAGGCCCACUCGGCCAGCAGGGGGUCAAAGGACUGCAGGGGAUCAAGGGAGAAAAGGGCAGUCCCGGUUUCGGCGUUCCAGGACUGCAGGGACCCAAGGGAGAGAAUGGGGAAAGAGGAAAUGUUGGUCUAUCGGGGAAGCCAGGGCAAAAGGGGCAAGAUGCCUCAAAGGGUGAAGGUGGGGGUCUUGGGCUCCCUGGAAAUCCUGGAGCUCCGGGAUUAAGAGGUAAAGAUGGUGAAGCGGGAACUAAAGGAGAACGUGGUACUCCGGGUGAACUGGGACAAGGUGGACAGCCCGGGGAUCGAGGGAUUAGGGGCCCACUGGGCCUGCCGGGCCGACCAGGGGACCCAGGGGGCCGAGGAGAAGGAGGCAAGCACGGCCUACCGGGAACAGACGGCAAGAAGGGGGACAAAGGAGACAGCGGAAAGCCAGGACCUCCUGGAACAGCCCAUGUAACGUCGGACAACAACAUACUGACCCGGGUGAUUAAGGGUGAGCCUGGUGAUCAAGGGCCCACGGGAGAGACAGGAAUGCCUGGCCCUAGGGGUCCAGAGGGGAAGCCCGGCCCACCCGGCCCGUCCCAGGGUGGGACCGGCCACCAACUGGAAGCUGUUGCAGGCGUAGCAGGAGCCCAGGGUGAACAGGGGACGAGGGGAGAGACGGGGAUGAAAGGGGACAGAGGAGAUCAAGGCCGUGUUGGGAUUGCUGGUGUACCUGGUUUGCCUGGAACACCAGGGAAGGCUGGCAUUGACGGGAAGAGAGCCAUGGCAGGAAAAGACGGGGAAAAAGGAACCAAAGGAGAAACUGGCAACACGGGGGAGAAGGGACAGGCUGGGGCCAAUGGUAAAGACGGCAGUAAAGGGGAACUGGGUGCUCCAGGAUUACCCGGAACCAAAGUCCUGGUGACUCCAGAGGGUGCCACCGUUGAAGAGAUCCGCCAGGCCUUCCCGAUGCCGAUGGGUCCCCCCGGAGUGACUGGUGCACCGGGAAUGAAGGGCGAAACAGGGGUGCAAGGUUUGAAAGGAGACCGGGGUGAUGUGGGGCCCCCCGGCAAGGCCAUUCAGAUGAAGGACAUUGAAGCCAUGUUCGAAGCCUAUGGAAUCAGGCUGCCCCUGCUCAAGGCCCUGGUGGACCACCUGCUGCAGGACGGGGUGGAGGAGCUGCUGCACGUGCUCAGCUCCACCAAGAGGCUCCAGGAGGUCAAGGAGACGCACGGCUCCAACGCCAUCCCUGAAUACACAAACUCUCUGCAGUACGAGCUGAGCAGCCAGCCCCUGACGAAGGAGGGGUACCUGCCCGAUGUGGACGGACAGACGCCCCCGCCCGCCCCUGCUGCCGUGCUUAACGGAACCACGGUGGGCCAAAGUGCAUCAUGGGAGCUGUCGGGGGCGGACCGGGCCCCGGAGCCCAACGUCACCCAGAGCCGGCCCGACGGCCCCGGGCUGCAGGGCCGUCUGGAGGGCAACGUCAGCGCUGAUACCGCCCGGCUCCAGAUGAACCUGACCCUGGUCAACGCUCCCUCCAACGACAGUACAUCCAAGGAGAAGAUCUCCCGCCUGCCGGAGGUCGUCAUGGAGACGGUGGUUGUCACACAGGAGGAGGCUGAGAAGAAGGGUUCGGCAGAGAAGAAGAAGAACAAGGAACGCGGGAAGGGCAGAGGGAACAAAGGACGACAUAAGAGGCAGAGACAACGCCUGGCUAGUGAGCAAGGGGAGGAAGAGGAGGAGGAGGAGGAGUACUAUAAUGGUGAAGAGUACGCGUAUGAGUACGAGGUAAGCAAACCUAUCACAGAUGGCUUCCCCCUCUCUGAGGAAGAAAAGAUUGAGUGGACAACAGCAGAGCCUCUAUUUCAAAUGACGGGUUUUAAAGAAGAGGAGGAGGAUGUACCAACAAUCAAUCCUCUCAACACAACAGAAGUAGCAGAACAGAAAAAGCACCAAGCAGCCCCAGAUCCUCCGACCGCCUCGAGGAGGGGAAGUCUGGAGCGCAGGAGACGACAGACAGGAGACCGGGGGGCGGACAGAGCGGCCACAGGGAGUCCCCUGGACGAGGCGGAGUGGGACGUAGAAGAAGAAGAAGAAGAGAUUGAGGCGGCGGCGGUGGACACGGGCGUCCCCGACCCGGACUACGACCCCGCCGGGGGGAGCGGGGACUACGGGUGGGGCCCGGGGGGGGAGGAGGAGGAGGGCGUGGACGGAGAGAGGGAGGACGAUGAGCUGGAGGCGGACAGAGAGAGGGAGAGGCUGGAGAUGGAGAGGGAACGUCUGGAGCUGGAGAAGGAGAGGGCGAGGGAGGCCGAGGUGGGAGAGCGGGAGAGGGGGGAGACGGAGGAGGAGGUGGGGGAGAGGGACCUGGAGAGGGAGAGGGACCUGGAGAGGGAGAGGGAGGGGUGGGAGAGACAGAGGGCGGAGAUGGAGAGGGAGAGGGCGGGGCUGUACGACGAGGAGACAGGCGCGCCCCAGCCCGUUCCUCCGCACUAUUUCUUUUUGAAGGGAGCCCCCGGUGAGGACGGGAAGCUCGGAACAAAGGGAGAGAUCGGGGAGCCAGGACAAAAGGGUGAGCCCGGCGUCGGGUACAGAGGGCCAGCGGGCCAGGCUGGAUCUCCAGGACACAAGGUACCUCACCUGCAGAGGAAGGGCUCCUCGGGUGUUCCUGGUGGGAAGGGAGAGAAGGGCGACGGCAUCCCUGGGGAGCCGGGGGCCCGGGGAACGGCCGGCCUCUCCGGCAAAAGAGGGGAACGGGGCGUCCCAGGAAGCAAAGGUUCUCCCGGACACUUUGGUUCAAAGGGCUUCAAUGGCGGUAAAGGAGAAAAGGGCGACCGCGGACUAGCUGGCAUCAGAGGAGAGAGAGGGAGUCCUCUUCAGAUUGUUGGGCCGCGGGGAUACAAGGGGACCAAGGGAGAGUGGGGAACGAGAGGAAUGCCCGGGUUCGACGGAGACAAAGGAGAGAAGGGAGAAGACGGGCCACCGGGCGUCAAGGGGCUGAAGGGAGACGUCGGCGCCAAGGGGGGAGUCGGCCCGUUUGGGGCCCGGGGCCCUGUGGGCCAGAAGGGGGAUCCUGGGGAGCCCGGUAUCAAUGGGGAAAAGGGCCGUAACGGGGAUCACGGAGUGGACGGGACGAAGGGAGACAAGGGGGAGAUCGGCCUGCAGGGAAAGAGAGGAGACCAGGGAGAUGCAGGAGAACAAGGUCCAUCUGGAGAUACAGGCCAGAGGGGAGAGAAGGGUCUCCGUGGGAUACUGGGACGUAUGGGCAGUCCUGGGCUGACCGGGGGAAUGGGUGAAAUGGGAUCCCCCGGCAACCCGGGAAUGCCCGGACUUAACGGUAUCACAGGGCGCAAGGGGGAUAAGGGCGAUGGAGGCAUCGAUGGGAUUGAUGGCACUGCUGGACUGAAUGGCGUUAAGGGCGCCAACGGCUUCCCUGGCUUCCCAGGGUUCAAGGGAUCAUCUGGGACCCCAGGGAGAGAUGGAGAUCAGGGACUGCCUGGUGCUGCAGGAUCACGAGGAGACCGAGGGGCUAAGGGGGCGAGGGGCAGAAGGGGACGAGCCAAACCGUGUGAUCUAGGACCCCCUGGGAUACCUGGAGACAGAGGGGACAGUGGAGGGACGGGAGACGGGGGAGUCAAGGGAGAUAAGGGAGAGGCCGGUCUCUCUGCUGAGCAAUUGAAGGACCUCGUCACCAAAGAGGUGGUGGGGAAGUGUGGGAUGGACUUCCAGCUCAUCGUGCGGACCGGCGACCCGGACGCUGGGCCGGAGGCGACGCACGCUCUGGGCGCACCUGGCCCCCAGCAGGAAGGAGGGGCGGCAGGACAGGAACCCGGGGGGAGCCCCGCCCCCGCCAGAGACGACAUGGCCCCCCCAAUCCUCAACCGCACUGAUUCUGUUGGAGAAGGAGGUUUCGAGGGGGCACCUAGGACGAAGAGGAGGAUACUAGGACAAAGGUUUACUGGUGUGGGGGUGGAGCGCUGCCUGGAGCCCAUGCUGGAGGGCGGUUGCUCGGAGUACGUGCUGCUCUGGUACUUCCACCGGGGGGCGGGCGACUGCCGGCCCUUCGUGUACGGCGGCUGCGGCGGGAACCUGAACCGCUUCCCCACGCGGCGCGAGUGCCAGAAGUGGUGCGUGAAGGAGAGGAAAGGUACGGGCCAAUCAGGGCGCCUUUGAGAGGUACUGGCCAAUCAGGUCGCAUGUUAAAGGUACGGGCCAAUCAGGGCGCAUGUUCUUUGGUGGGAAAUGUUUUAUGUAUUCACCCAGUUGGCGUUGUUUUUAAAUGUGUUCCCAUCUUCCACACUACUUACAUAGUGAACACUAGUUUAUAUAGUACACUAUUUAGGGAUAAACUAAGGCAGGGAAUAGUGAUCUGCUGAAAAUCUAUCGGUGAUUAAUGGUCACGUAAACAAGACGUGACCAUUAAUGCGAUUUUUUACAGCUCAUUUGCAUAAAGAACCUGCAUGCUUAUUGUACGCUUAAGCAUGCAGCACUUCAAAAUGGUGACUCAAACAGUGCACUAUAUCAGGAACGUGCACACGAUUUGUGUUUGAAGGAUAGAUGGCGUUCCACUCAGAUUAGCUUGUCUUAUAUGUCUAGCUGAAUAUUAAAAUAUCUACUGAACUGUUCCCUCAGAUCCGGAACACUGGGGCUGAAGCCAAACAAGACACUUUUUUUUGCGCAUAAUGGUGUAGAUGUUUGAUGUUUGUUCUGAUGUUGUGCUCCUGUAUAUAAUAAGGAUAAUGCCACCAAUGUUUUUAUAUGGAUGAUGUUUACUGUAAAGCGUAACCACUGCAAAGUUUCAUGUUUUAUAUUGUAAUCUGUUUUCUAUUCACUGCGUUGGACUGCAACCCUACAAACUAAUAAAUUGUAACAGUUGUGAAAUCUAA
This is a messenger RNA of Gadus macrocephalus (Pacific cod), 9527 nucleotides long. It is a transcript of the gene col7a1l, whose product is annotated as collagen type VII alpha 1-like. The record is from RefSeq and is a predicted model, not a curated record. Gene Ontology annotation, molecular function: serine-type endopeptidase inhibitor activity; protein binding. Lineage: Eukaryota; Metazoa; Chordata; Actinopteri; Gadiformes; Gadidae.